Rattus rattus (black rat) is the source of this 2242-nucleotide messenger RNA. RefSeq names its product calpain 12 (gene Capn12). The record is from RefSeq and is a predicted model, not a curated record. Lineage: Eukaryota; Metazoa; Chordata; Mammalia; Rodentia; Muridae. The transcript is spliced from 21 exons. Gene Ontology annotation, molecular function: calcium-dependent cysteine-type endopeptidase activity; calcium ion binding. Gene Ontology annotation, biological process: proteolysis. Gene Ontology annotation, cellular component: cytoplasm. The coding region runs from base 19 to 2178 and encodes 719 amino acids.
UGCGCCCAGAGUGUCCGGAUGGCGAGUGGCAACAGGAAGGUCACCAUCCAGCUGGUGGACGACGGGGCCGCGGCUGGAGCUGGGGGCCCACAGCUCUUUAAGGGUCAGAACUACGAAGCCAUCCGAGCAGCUUGCCUGGAUUCCGGGAUCCUGUUUCGUGACCCUUGCUUCCCUGCUGGUCCUGAUGCCCUUGGCUAUGACAAGCUGGGACCUGACUCAGAGAAGGCCAAAGGGGUGGAAUGGAAGAGGCCCCAUGAGUUUUGUGCUGAGCCCCAGUUCAUCUGUGAAGACAUGAGUAGAACAGAUGUGUGCCAGGGCAGCUUGGGAAACUGCUGGCUUCUAGCAGCGGCUGCCUCUCUCACGCUGUAUCCCAGACUCCUGUACCGGGUGGUCCCCCCUGGGCAAGGCUUCCAAGAUGGCUAUGCCGGGGUUUUCCACUUUCAGCUCUGGCAGUUUGGCCGCUGGGUGGAUGUGGUGGUGGACGACAAACUGCCUGUGCGUGACGGGAAGCUGCUCUUCGUGCGCUCCGAACAAAGGAACGAGUUCUGGGCCCCUUUACUGGAAAAGGCCUAUGCCAAGCUCCACGGCUCCUAUGAGGUAAUGCGAGGAGGUCACAUGAACGAAGCUUUUGUGGACUUUACAGGAGGCGUGGGCGAGGUCCUCUACUUGAGACAAAACACCCCAGGUGUCUUUGCCGCCCUUCGCCAUGCCCUGGCCAAGGAGUCCCUUGUGGGUGCCACUGCCCUGAGUGAUCGGGGUGAGAUCCGCACAGAUGAAGGGCUUGUGAAAGGACAUGCUUAUUCUGUCACAGGCACACACAAGAUGUCUCUGGGCUUCACCAAGGUGCGGCUGCUGCGGCUGAGGAACCCCUGGGGCCGCGUGGAGUGGUCCGGGCCCUGGAGUGACAGCUGCCCACGCUGGGACAUGCUCCCCUCUGAGUGGAGAGAUGCGCUGCUUGUGAAAAAGGAGGAUGGCGAGUUCUGGAUGGAGCUUCAGGACUUCCUUAUGCACUUCAACACGGUCCAGAUUUGUUCACUGAGCCCUGAGGUGUUGGGCCCCAGUCCUGCUGGUGGCGGCUGGCACAUCCACACCUUCCAGGGCCGCUGGGUGCGAGGCUUCAACUCUGGUGGGAGUCAGCCCAGCGCUGAAAACUUUUGGACCAAUCCCCAGUUCCGGCUGACACUGCUGGAGCCGGAUGAGGAAGAGGAUGAAGAUGAUGAAGAGGGACCCUGGGCAGGCUGGGGAGCUGCAGGGGCACGCCCAGCGAGAGGAGGCCGAGUCCCCAAGUGCACGGUCCUACUGUCACUCAUCCAACGCAACCGCCGGUGUCUGAGAGCCAAGGGCCUCACCUACCUCACUGUGGGCUUCCACGUGUUUCAGAUCCCGGAGGAGCUGCUGGGCCUCUGGGACUCUCCGCGCAGCCGCGCGCUGUUACCGGGACUGCUGCGCGCCGACCGCUCGGUUUUCUGCGCCCGCCGCGACGUGAGCCGACGCUGCCGCCUGCCUCCCGGCCACUACCUGGUGGUGCCCAGCGCCUCGCGCGUGGGCGAUGAAGCGGACUUCACGCUGCGCAUCUUCUCGGAGCGCAGCCACACCGCAGUGGAGAUCGAUGACGUGAUCAGCGCGGACCUGGACGCCCUCCAGGCCCCCUACAAGCCUCUGGAGCUGGAGUUGGCACAGCUAUUUUUGGAACUGGCUGGAGAGGAGGAGGAGCUCAAUGCUCUCCAGCUGCAGACCUUAAUAAGCAUUGCUCUGGAGCCUGCUAGGAACAACACCAGGACCUCUGGAGAGAUUGGGCUUAGGACCUGCGAACAGCUUGUUCAGUGUUUUGGGCGUGGGCAAAGAUUGGCCCUAUACCACUUCCAGGAACUCUGGGGCCAUCUCCUGUCAUGGCAGGCCACAUUUGACAAGUUCGAUGAAGACACCUCUGGGACAAUGAACUCCUGUGAACUGAGGCUGGCACUGACUGCUGCAGGCUUCCACCUGAACAACCAGCUGACCCAGGCUCUCACCAGCCGCUACCGGGACAGCCGGCUCCGCGUGGACUUCGAGCACUUUGUGUGCUGUGCGGCCCGGCUCACCUGCAUCUUCCGCCACUGCUGCCAACACCUAGAUGGCGGCGAGGGGGUCGUCUGCCUGACCCACAAACAGUGGUCGGAGGUGGCCACCUUCUCAUAGGCUUGAAGCUGAGGGAGGCCGCCCUGCUGCCCUGCUUGGUGCCGGUGAUGGAAGACGAACAUGG